Messenger RNA from Musca vetustissima, 969 nucleotides. It is a transcript of the gene Ets21C, whose product is annotated as ETS domain-containing transcription factor ets-5. Gene Ontology annotation, cellular component: nucleus. The record is from RefSeq and is a predicted model, not a curated record. Lineage: Eukaryota; Metazoa; Arthropoda; Insecta; Diptera; Muscidae. The transcript has 3 exons. Gene Ontology annotation, biological process: regulation of transcription by RNA polymerase II; cell differentiation. Bases 1 to 969 code for a protein of 322 amino acids. Gene Ontology annotation, molecular function: sequence-specific DNA binding; DNA-binding transcription factor activity, RNA polymerase II-specific.
AUGAGCGUGAGUGUUGAUGUUGGCGUUAUGUGGCGUCUUUCUGAGGAUAUAAACCGCCGAUAUGCAGUUCGUAUGCAGCCACCGCCACCCCCGCACCAUCACCAUCCGCAUUAUCAAGUGCACACACCACAUCAUCACCAUCAUCAUACCGCAACCAUGCGUUCGGUGCUCUUUAAUGAUCCAUAUCAGCUUUUAAAUGCGGCUUCACACCGAUUGGUUGUUCAAGGUUCGGGGCAGAUACAACUGUGGCAGUUCUUGCUGGAGCUGCUUGGCGAUUCGUCAAAAAGCAACUACAUAGCAUGGGAGGGAACGAAUGGAGAAUUCAAGUUGGUCGACCCCGACAUGGUGGCGAAGCUCUGGGGAGAGCGAAAGGCAAAACCGAAUAUGAACUACGACAAACUCAGCAGAGCUUUACGAUACUACUAUGAUAAAAAUAUUAUGACAAAAGUCCAUGGCAAACGAUACGCGUACAAAUUCGAUUUUCAUGGCCUGAUGAUAGCAUGCCAAACUCAGGCACAGGGCUGUGAUGCUUCCGCGACCAUUGGUAUGCUCAGCCCUUACAAAGUUCCUCACCACCAGCAUAGUCAUCAUCAUCCGUAUCAUCCGUCGCCUCAGCAAUCUACCAUACAUCCGUCCACAUCGGACACACACCACAACAUACAUGCUUCCACAUCAAAUUCCAAUGCUGACCAAACGACAUCUCCCACAUCCGGAUCUAAUAUGGGAUUUCCUUCGCCGGCAAUGGAAGUCAUAACACCUCAUGCUGCGAGUAAUACUCUAACGGGACUCGUCCACUCAACCCGGACUUCGGCGGAGAGUGUGACCACCGAAGACGUGUCAUCGACAACCAACGAUUCGUCCACACCAUCCGUGCUCCCGUCAUCGUCGUUAAAUUCUCGAAACCCUUACUGGACUUAUUGCAGCUCUAGCCUCGAGUCCCGGUCGUCGCAAACGGAUGCAUUUAAUUAG